UAAAAUAAAAUAAAUAGAAAAACAAAGAAAAGAACUGAAAAAAAACUGAAAAAGGAAGAUGAAGAAUACUCUAAGCCUCAAUAACGAUUUAAAAUUCUCUUUCUCUCUGUAGAUUCAUCAAUUUCAACUUCCAGCUAAAUAAUCCACGAAUUAUCUCACACAAUCCCGGAUUUUCAUCAUCAAAUUUCUUCACCUCAAUUUGUGUUGAGUAGAUAAGAAGACUGCGAGAAAAAGAUUGCGAGCGAAUCAAUCUUCUUCGACGAGAUCGGAAACUUCGAUCUUCCAAAAUAUUCAAGUGAAUGGGUUUUGGGACGCUGCUUCAAGGGUUCCUGCUUUUUACAAAUGCGUUGGCAAUACUCAAUGAGGACAGGUUUCUUGCUCCAAGAGGGUUGGGUUUUGAGGCUACACCAGGCAGAAGACAGUCACUCAAACAACGAGCUAGGGAACUUAUCUAUGUAGCUCAGUACCUGAGGUUGCCCUUGAUUCUCUUAAAUAUUAUCACCAUCGUAUUAAAGCUGGUCUCUGGAUAAGGCAAUGUUCUUUUUUGGUGGAGAAGGGGGGUGUCAAACGUAACGAUUUUGUCCUCUGCCCUCGAACUAUCGAUGAUAUCAUCCAAUUCUGGUUUGGAUUGGUUAAUUUUCUCUGUUAUCUUCAGGAAAUUUAUACCACUGUUGUAACUCUGUGAGAGAAAUUUAUACCACUGUUGUAAGUUGUAACAAUGUUUCUGAAGUCGGUAUAGUAGGUACGCAAGAGCUACUGAAUUUUGUGGUGCUGCUAUCACCUAGUGCGUCUCACUGUCACUAGCUGGGAUACCUGUUAUGUUGAUUAUACAGUUAGGGGGCGUUUGGUUCAAAUAGAGAAAUGGAAGGGAAUGAAUCAAGUAGAGGAGCGAAAUGGUAACCAUAAUUGUUUCUUUUAUUGGGUGUUUGGUUCAACAAUGAAAAGGAAUCACUUGUAAAGGAAUGUAAAUGAUUUUGUUACUCUUCUAAUAUAGAGAGUAACAUUUUGGGGGUUCGGGUUAUCCUUUAGUAAGGGUAAUGGUAGAACUACUACCCAAACCAAACAAGGAGAAAUGGAUUCAGAUUACUGAAUCCGUUUGCAGGCUCUUAAAAAGCUCAACCAAACAAGGCCUUAAGUCGUAUUCUUAUAUAAACUUACUAUUUAGUAUUUA
Molecule: messenger RNA, 1171 nt
Organism: Beta vulgaris subsp. vulgaris (sugar beet)
Lineage: Eukaryota; Viridiplantae; Streptophyta; Magnoliopsida; Caryophyllales; Amaranthaceae
Exons: 3
Coding region: 300-530 (76 amino acids)
Biological process (GO): endoplasmic reticulum to Golgi vesicle-mediated transport
Cellular component (GO): COPII-coated ER to Golgi transport vesicle; Golgi membrane; endoplasmic reticulum membrane
Source: RefSeq, a predicted model, not a curated record